AUGAUAAAUGCCACGGAAAACCAGAUUGAUGAAGAAGCAGCACAUUGGUUUUUAAUAUUUAUGGAGUUGAAGCUUACAUUGAAAGGAUUGGAUCAGUUAUUGGGGCAACUGCUGACAACAUUUACAACUAUCGACUUGUCCUCCAAUAGAUUCUCUGGGAGCAUUCCACCUUCUCUGGGAGAUCUUAACUCUCUUAGAUACUUGAAUUUGUCUCACAAUACCCUCAUAGGACAUAUACCGCCAUCUCUUGGAGAUAUGAGAUUACUCGAGUCGUUGGACCUGUCUUCAAACAAACUGGAUGGAGAUAUUCCAAAUGAAUUGGCAAGGUUGACAUUUAUUGGAAAGUUGAACCUUUCAAUGAAUAAUCUUGAGGGAAAAAUACCACACUCUACUCAACUUUCCACAUUUGGUAACGAAUCAUAUGUGGGAAAUAUAGGAUUGUGUGGAUUUCCAUUGACGAGAAAAUGUGCAGGGAGUGAUGGAAAACCAUUCAUUCCUAAAGGAGAAGAAGAAGAUGAUGAUGAUGAGUAUGGAUUUAUAGAUGGAUUUGGGUGGCGAAGUGUGGUGUUGGGGUAUGGAUGUGGAUUUGUAGUUGGGAUUGGAAUUGGUUACAUGGUUAUAAGAAGCGGAAGGCCAAGAUGGUUAGUGGAAUUCUUUUUUGGAGUUGGUUAUAAAUAUAAGACGAAGAAGAGACGCAACAGAGCUGCACCAACACGAAGGAGAACUUAG
Molecule: messenger RNA, 729 nt
Organism: Salvia hispanica
Lineage: Eukaryota; Viridiplantae; Streptophyta; Magnoliopsida; Lamiales; Lamiaceae
Source: RefSeq, a predicted model, not a curated record